Molecule: messenger RNA, 1763 nt
Organism: Hyaloscypha bicolor E
Lineage: Eukaryota; Fungi; Ascomycota; Leotiomycetes; Helotiales; Hyaloscyphaceae
Exons: 1
Coding region: 139-1467 (442 amino acids)
Source: RefSeq, a predicted model, not a curated record
ACUCAACUCAUCCUAAUUUGGUUGCUUUCUUCACGCGCAAUACUUUCACAUCUAGCUUGGCUUGUUCUGCACUGCUGGGGCUCCUAUACCCAUCACCCGCCACAAGAAGUCGACGAUCGGAUCGUCACACGAUCACUAAUGGGGAUGUUUGAAGACCGAUCGAACCUUGACGUGACAUCCGUGCUUAUGCUCUUGGGCGAAGCUACGAUUUGGAAAGUCGUUUGGUCUCGAUUUCGCUCUCGUCGGACUCACUGGAAGCAAUGGCUAUUCCCCAUAUCGCCCGGUUGGACUCCACUCGCAGGAUCGCUAUUUGCUGCAAUGAAUCGGUCGGCCGGCCCACCGAAUCUGAUUUUCGAUCGCCCCCCUGAAGGUGCCAUAACGGACGGCUUGAUCCUAACGAACCUCGAUUCGGGGGCAAGUCAUAAUGCUUCAAAUAUCAUCCUGCAAAACAUUUGGCAGGUAUGGAGCAAAGGUCCUCGCGAAGAGCGUCGUUUGCAAUCCGUCGACGAAAAAUACAGCGUCACACGAGAGGUUGGAGUGGUGGAUGUCGAUAUCUCUGCACUACGUUUGCAAGAUAGCUGGGAAUUUUGGCUGCAAUGCUUUUGCUUGAUGGCACAGCUUACCAUAUCAUUUGUGCUGGGCUUCUUUAACUGGACAUUUGAGGUAUUCGUAGCAUUUAUGAUCGCCAUAGUUGGACAAGGCCUUCUUUUAGCAUCGAUAACCCCACGAUACGAGGCUUGGAACCAUAGGCUUUAUAAUAUUCACUACCCAAGCCCUAUGGUCUUGCAUCGGGGAUAUGAUAGCAUGGAGGUACUUAUCAUCCGAGAAGCAAAGUUAGACGGCACAGCUAUUAGCUUGGAAGAGUUCUGUUGGGAUAGUCAAGCUCUACGAGACACAACGGACUUGCUAAGACUAUUUACUUCUGGGUUAUCGUUUAUUGUCUUGGCUUUUCAGAUCGUUAUAAUCGGAUGGAUGAAUAUUCGAAGUCGGCAGUUGUAUUUUGCUCUUGGUGGUUUUGGCCUUAUCACAAAUGCCAUCGAAGCUGCGUCUCAACCGCGGUGGUUAGCCAAUUCCAAAGAGGCCAUUUCUGGGGUACCCACUUGUGCUCAACCAAAGAGCUCCCUUAUGGGUGCGGUAGGAGUCCUUCUGGCAGGAGACUACGCUGCAGCUCAUGUAGUAGCAAAAAUGUUAUACCCGGAUAAUAAUCGAUUUCGAAGAACCCGCGAAGAUAUUACCAAAACCCUCAAGCAUUGUCUCUGCGCCAACUGCCAGAUGUUGUUCAAUAAGGGUUUCGUGGAUGAUCUGCCUUGUUUGCGCAAAAGGGAAGGAGAGUCCACUGGUUCUUGCUCCGAAGCUUUGCUGUCGAAAAUCUCGGAGCUAGAAGAAAAGCAAUUGAAGGAUGCACUGGCCGCCGUCUACCAUUAUCUUCACUCAACGCGGAAAGAGAGAAUCCCGCUGUCCAGUUAGAGACGGCUUGAACCUAAGAUUAGUCACAGAUGGUAGAUCUUCAUUUAUUCAAAUGAUGUCUAUGAUUAUAUUGUAUUAGGAAAUAUAACUUCUUGUACCUCUACUGCCACACUUCGCUUAAUGCAUCGCUCUACUGUCCUUACUUUGCUUGCUUUCCUUUCACCAUAUCAUGAUCUGAUACCCUAGGCCUACCUCAACCCAAAGGGCAUUUAAUUAUGACCGAAUCCUUUCCAUAACCUUUCUCAUAAGAUAUUGCUCGUUGAGCUGCUAAAUACAUGUGCUAGAGUCCGGCUACA